Messenger RNA from Diatraea saccharalis (sugarcane borer), 2606 nucleotides. The record is from the annotation of a GenBank genome assembly. NCBI's taxonomy places the organism in Eukaryota, Metazoa, Arthropoda, Insecta, Lepidoptera, Crambidae.
AACGGAAUAAGCCGUAUGUGUCACGUUAAUUCACGAGUAGUAAUUUAUAAAUUUUUAUACACAUUUUGAUUGUGAUCUUAAUAUUGAUAGUAAAAAGCUGCUGUAAUAUCUGUGAGCAGAAACUGAAAGUAUUAUGUUUAUAGAAAGAGUCGUGCACAAUGUUUGCGAUAAAAUUGUUAAAUCUAAACUGUUACAAUGUAGCGUACGACUGAAACACACCAAAGACCUCAAUGAACACCGUGCCAAAGUAAUGGGUCGGGGUUUACCAGAGAGGAAACCUUUGCCUGGAGUUAAAAGCAUCAUUCUUGUUGCGUCUGGUAAAGGAGGCGUCGGGAAGACUACUACGGCUGUGAAUCUCGCAUGUGCCAUGAAGGUCAUAGAACCGGACAAAGAAAUAGGCCUCCUAGAUGCUGAUGUGUUCGGUCCAUCUGUUCCAUUGAUGAUGAAUAUCAGUGGGGAACCAAUGCUCAAUGAUGACAACCUUAUUGAGCCUCUUCUAAAUUAUGGUGUAAAGUGUAUGUCAAUGGGACUACUGGUGUCAGGUGAGAAUGCAGUAGUGUGGCGUGGACUCAUGGUUAUGCAGGCUCUGGAUCGUCUGACGAGACAUGUUGCCUGGGGGCCGCUCGACUGCCUUGUUGUCGACACACCACCAGGCACUGGUGAUACUCAUUUAUCUCUUGCACAAAAUCUGCCCAUUGAUGGUGCGUUAGUUGUGACUACUCCACAAUCGGCAGCGUUACAAGUAACAAAACGAGGCGUCAACAUGUUCGAAAAAUUGAAAGUCCCCAUAAUCGGUAUGGUCGAGAACAUGUCUCACGCCAUAUGCACGUCGUGCGGCACCAAAAACUACGUGUUCGGAAACACCACCAAAGAUAACGCUCGGCAAAUGGGUUUAAAUAUCAUAGAAAGUUUUGAAGUAGAUCAAAAUAUGUCAGACUGCAUCAACAGCGGCAAGCCAGCGAUAUAUGCUCUUCCGGACAGUAUACAUGCUGAGAAAUAUAGACAUCUAGCAAAUAAAGUGUUUAAAUACAUAGACGAUAAGGACAAAGAACAAAUCAAGGCAACCGAACAAUAGUCACAAAAAAUUAAAUAAGUAGUUGUUGAAAUUUGUUUAGUUUAUCGAUUUAUUGUUAAUAAACUUUUUGUAAAAAAAAAAACAUUCUUUUUCCUUUUAUAUUUCAAAUUACAGCUAUCAAAAAAUAGACAAUAGUUUUAUGUAAAAUUUAUUUCAGAACAAAUUGGUAUGCUUAGGAAUCCAACAUCUAUGGCCAAAUUAAAAAUAAAUAAAAAAAUACUAUAAAAAUAUUCUUGUCUUUUAUAUAGUUCAUUUUUAUAGACUGAUAAACAUGCAUGUAAAACGAAGGACAGUUUUGUAAAAACACGUAGACACAGACGCCCAGCGUUUUGUCAUUUUGUUAUAUGUAUCUAAACAAUUUAAUAAUUCAUUCAGACCUCUCCAUAUACAGUAUCUCAUUUAAGAAGUACAAAAUACAUACAUAUUUACAUCACAAUGUGUAGAAAUGGAUUCGGAAUGAAAUUGUUUACAACACCAUAUAUAAUGUAUAGUCAUCGCUUGUCACGACUAAGUCCAGGAGCAAUCACUUACAAACAAACAUACAUAACAAUCAAGUCGAAAAUAUCACUCCAAUGUAGGUCGGAAGAUCGCAUAAAGGUAUACACGCUAACACAUUGUAUUCUGCGUCUAUACCUUCAUUUAGCGUCACAUCAUGUUCCAACUACGAAACCUGUUACACCGGUACAGUCAAUUAUUCAUCAAUCACAAUCAUCAUACUAUUGAGGACACCCUCAAGUGUCCAUGUUGUAAUUUUAACAUAAAAUAAUAUACAAAGCGCCAGAAUUCACAAUUACUCUAUCAUGAAAAUCAGGAUAAUCCUAUUGAGAAAACAGACAGGUUCACCAAGUAUUAUUAUCUAGAUAAAGUACAAAACAUCAUUCAAUUCAUUGAAAAAUAGUAAGAAAAUUUCUAGCUCCAAUAUUAUCGAAACAAUAUCCGUGAAACAAACGAUUUCUAUUAGACUAAAAAACUGGUAUAGCAAUUAAGAAAAUGCACACGGCGAAAUCUGAUCGCAAACAACCACUAAAGUCAUAAAUAUUAUCCAAAGGAAGAUUCAAUUAAUGGUAGUACACAUGAAAAUCAGUGAUUGUAAUUCUGUCGCUCGACUAGUUCGUCCCGUUAACGGGACACGUGUCUCGAUACAAAUGUCUUGUGGCACCACAUUAUAACGUGAGGGUACAGUCUGUGAUCGGUGCACACUCGCGACGUUCUCUACCAGCGCUUCUUGUGCUCGUCCAUGCUGACCCCGCCGGGGCCCAGGUACACUAUCUCGUCUUUGAUUGGGUACGUGUUACGUUACCUGGAAGAAAUCGUAUUUGAGGAAAUCCCUCAGGGGCUUGUAGGAGGGCACGGCCCACCACGCGUUGUGGUACAGGUUCAGCACCGACAGCACCAGCACGAGCAGCAGCGCCGACAGCUUCGUGCGGUACCCCACCGUCACCAGAACCAUCAGGAUGCUGCCCAAGAUGUCUUGCACGAUCUAUGCCAAUGAAUACAAUUAGAACCAUGAAAUACGUAAUAUGAGGGUGGU